AUGUCAACCUUACUAAACCCCUCAACGCCCGCAAGGGGACCACUGUCCAAGGAUCCGGGGUAUCUGGCAUUGGAUGAAGAAAGCGACAACGACUCUGACGUUGACCUCGCCAAACUCCUCAACGCGGAUAUCUGUCGUCUCACGAAGACGAAGACGACACCAAGGUCCACUUCAGCAAGACCCCACGCCCCGAGCAGAUUGUCUUUCGUCGAUGACGAUGACGAAGACGAAGAACCAAUCCAUCGCAACAAGAGACGCUUCGUUGCCGACGACUUAGCUACGAUAGACCUCACCUUGGAAGAUGAGGACAAUCUGGACCCGCCUGACGCUCAUGAGACAUUCCGUAAUACCUGUUCUCGCCUCUGUGUACUCGUGUGCGGGUCGCACAGACAGAUUCGAGGGUCGGUCGGUUAUUUCAUACUAAGUGCCCUUAUAUGGUACAUCAAUAUUAUUCUGGACCUUCGAUUACCUCUUACAAGACCUGUUAGUCGCAACACCAUGCUAUGGCUACUCUCUAUUGACACCGACGAUACCGUGGACCUGAUCGUGGAGUCACUGUCAAGGGGCAUGAUCUGUGUCAUUGAACUCAUCAUGCGGGGUCAAACGGUCACCCUGGAAGACAUACAAACGAUCGAGAGUGACCUUGAGGAUCAGUGA
This is a messenger RNA of Mytilinidion resinicola, 657 nucleotides long. RefSeq lists its product as uncharacterized. The coding region runs from base 1 to 657 and encodes 218 amino acids. Lineage: Eukaryota; Fungi; Ascomycota; Dothideomycetes; Mytilinidiales; Mytilinidiaceae. The transcript has 2 exons. The record is from RefSeq and is a predicted model, not a curated record.